Messenger RNA from Pyricularia oryzae 70-15, 1798 nucleotides. RefSeq lists its product as uncharacterized. The coding region runs from base 729 to 1397 and encodes 222 amino acids. Lineage: Eukaryota; Fungi; Ascomycota; Sordariomycetes; Magnaporthales; Pyriculariaceae. The transcript is spliced from 4 exons. The record is from RefSeq and is a predicted model, not a curated record.
UAAGCAAAGCAAGCAUGUCGACUAGUGGUACCCUGCGUACCUAUAGCUACGGCCCGCAGCCAUGGGCCGAUCCGGGCAUUGCAUAUAACGACAUGGCCUGAUAAGGUCUGAUGUUUUUGUUGUUUUGUUCUUGCUGACCCCUGGAGCUUCUUUUCUUCGGAGCCCGUUUCCCCGUUUCCCUACCAGGCGUAGAGUCCUGUUGAAAUCGUAAAGAUCUUUCUUCAGCCGAACUUGCUUCGGACGAUCCCGUCAAGGUCUCAGCAGAAGUGAGAGGAGGCAGCCAACGGGCAACCAAGCCAGUGGAAUGGCAAGCAAGGCAUGGGGUGAACUUUCAUGACGACUGAACAAAUCCUGUCGGUACCUUUCCACGCUUGGACUCUUUCCAAGUUUUUUCGGGCCAUUACCUCACGACCAAGCGGUCCAGUAAGCAUCAUGGCAGGCGUACCGAAGAGGGCAGCGAAGGUCGCAUCAGGGGCAGAACCUUACUGGCAUGGCUGAGAAUUGGAGUAAAAUAAGUCUUUCAAUAUGCAUGAGAGGACUGUAUAAAACAAUUCGAGAUCUUCCACAAUCAUUCAUCAUUUCUUUUCCUCCCCAUCCUCAUCAUCACAACAGCAAAUAGGACAACCUUCGCUACAACACAACAAAACCAACCAACAUCUUUUGCUAUAAAUCAGCAAAACAGCCUCUCGCUAUCAACUACUCAGCAGCAACAGCAAGCUACUAUCAAGAUGCAUAUCCCAACCAUCCUCGAGGCCGCCACUCUUGGCCUGGCAUUCUUCAGCGCCGCCGCCAUCGCUGCUCCUGUACCCGCUAGGAUGGAUGAUGGAACAAUGGCAAUGGUCAGCCGCUCAGCUGAGCUUGCAACUGCGGUCUCUGCUGCCUUGCAGAUGGGUGCCGGCGAAAUGAACCUCCUCGAGGAGCGCGGCAAGAAGAAGAAGAAGGGAAAGAAGGGAAAGAAGGGAAAGAAGGGAAAGAAGGGAAAGAAGGGAAAGAAGGGCAAGAAGGGCAAGAAGGGAAAGAAGGGCAAGAAGGGAAAGAAGGGAAAGAAGUUCCCCCGCGCCGAGGAGGAUACUACCGAGGAGACCAAUCAGGAGAACGAGCUGAUCUUUGAGGAGAUCGAGGAGCGCGAUCUCAUCGGCGACCUGAUCAACGGCAUCAACGGGAUCAACCCCGCGGAGCCCAUCGCCGAGCCCACCCCCGCUCCUCAACCCGUCGAGGAUGCCGGUCCAGCUCCCCCUGUUGCUCCGGGUCCGGCACCUCCCAAGGCUCCUGGCGCCGCUCCCCCGGCCCCUCCCGUCGCUCCUGCUCCUGCUCCCAAGCCGCCCGUAGAGGACGCAGCGGAUUUCGAGGAGGCGGCAUUUGAGGAGGCGGCUUUCGAGGAUUUCGAGGAGGAGUAAACGCAGAACAACACAUCGCGAUUCAGAUUGAAACACACCAGCAGCAACGAAGUCACAGCAUCAGCAAACAAAACAUCAGAAUGAAAAUAAAGGGCGCAUAAGAAGCGGAGUUCGGGGUAUCAUUUUUUGGCUUUGGCUUUUCAUCAUGGCUGUGUUGGGAGUCUUCGGGGACUUAUCGAGGAUUCAGUUCAUUCAUAAUAGGCGCGGAGGAAAUAAGAGUUGGGAGUGGCUUGCAUCAGCGCGCUUCAUCUUCUUUUCAGCAGGCUCAUCAGCGUGGCAUUUCCUUUUUUUUUAUUCUUCAUCUACUUGUACGGCAUUGGGGAGUUUAUUCUUUUACUUCCCUUCUUUUCUUGUUCUCUACUACUGAGAAUAAGACCUAAUUCACACAAAUCUUGCCACCA